This is a messenger RNA of Tripterygium wilfordii, 3076 nucleotides long. RefSeq lists its product as uncharacterized. The coding region runs from base 100 to 435 and encodes 111 amino acids. The transcript is spliced from 6 exons. NCBI's taxonomy places the organism in Eukaryota, Viridiplantae, Streptophyta, Magnoliopsida, Celastrales, Celastraceae. The record is from RefSeq and is a predicted model, not a curated record.
CUGGGAUAUUCAAAAUCGCUUCCUCUUCUCCUUUUCCGCUCGACUUUCUCACCAACCAAAAACGGAGCCUUGAACUAGAACCUAAACUGCCAUACCACAAUGGGUAGCGAUGAGGAUCCCUGGCUGGCCCCAGACAAGCUCUAUCACGUCAUCUUCUGCCUUUCCCUCACCUUGUUCUUCUCCAUUCUCGCCAACCAUACCCGCUUUCCGCUCCUUCGCCGCUACUCCAUCUGGAUCGGAUCCAUCCUCUCCCUCGCUGCCGGAGCCGCCAAGGAGACUGCAGACCAGCUUGGCUAUUUUCACUCCGCUGGGGCCUCAUCUAAGGACGCGGCAGCUGAUCUCCUAGGCGUCUUGGUGGCUGCCUUGGUGCUCUCUCUGUGUCGUAAACAAGCCCUCUCCAAUUCCAGUCACAGCGGACGGGUUUUGCCUGUUUGAUUUAGCAUCUGGAGAUCAAUGGCUGGUGCGAUUUGUACGACGGUUGCAACUUGGAACACGGAUUUGGUUUUUAGGACAAUAAGUGAUCAUCUCUUUGUCGCCAAGAAAGUGUCAUAAAGAGAAGAAGUUGGAAUUUUGGGUACUGAUUUAGUAGAAAAAUACUUGAUUGAGGUGACUCAUGUUCUGAAGCUCCGUGCUGUUGAAGGCUUUCCAUGAGUUGCAUCAUCUUCCUCUGGCAGCUUGACAGCAGUGUAAGUUCCUGCUCCACCCAGUGCUCCAAGGAUGGGGGCAGUGAGGUAUACCCAUAUGGCUUUGUAAUUGUUUGCAGCUAUGGCUGGUCCCAAUGUUCUCACAGGGUUCAUUGAUGCACCAGUUGAUUCCCUGCACCAUGGCAUAAAAGAAUGGUUUCAAUAAUACAUUUGGAGGUGUCAACAAUUACACCAGGUUUUGUAUCUUGUUGGUCUUUGUGAAAGAAAUAACGGGGACGAGGCUUUAUGGCAGUUUAUAGCCUCUGAACUUUAUGUUUAUAUUAUUUUUAUCUUUUCCUUGUGGAAACACUUCUUUUGAUGGCGUAUUCCCUGCUUAAUAUAAGUUAGCAGCUUCAAGGAGAAGAAAUAACAUUAUUUUCCUUUAGUCCCUUGUUUAUUUUUUGAUGUUGAAUCUCUCAACUUAUAUCAAGUAGAUUUUCAACAGGGAAUGGACAUACCCAGCUAUGAGUAUGUUGACCAUGACAGUAGCCCCCACCACGAUUCCCGCCAAUUCUCCCACCUGCAAUGUUGGGGAGUGAAAUCACAGAUGCAAAGUUUGAAGAUUUGAUAGUUAUCAACUCCUAUUAUUGCACUUUCUUAAAAAUGAUUUUCUGAAGACAAAAUGCAUAUUAGACUUAUAUAUUCAACCAUGAAAUGCAUAGAAAGGCUUCUGUGACUAAAGAGUCAAAUAUAGCAUAUGGUUCAUAAGCUCUAAACCUCGAUGGAACAGUGAGUUUCACUUGCUCCAGUGCUGAAAUAUGUGCCCCUCUGAGAGAGCAAAUGAAAGGGAACAUGGAGCGACAGCAGCAAGUGCAGGUUAUGCUAUACAGCUUAUGAGUUUGAUAAAGAAAGCAGGUUUGUCAAACUGUUGGAAUUCUCAAAUCAAGUUUGAAGGGAAUUGGUCUUCUGGAAUAUACUUGGAGAAGGUCUUUAAUUCUAGACAAAGUAGACUUUUGAAGAGAAGACAGAAACUGAUUUGAAGUUGAAAACAUGUAGAGGGAGAAGCAGUGUUUUUACAAGUUUCUCAAAGUUCUCUUUGUUUGAGUAAUACUAGAAUGUGACUGCUUACAGCUCUAGUGUCGGUGGCUACAGCAGUGACAACAAACAUGAGGUUGAAGCUGAUAAUGAACUCCAGAGCAAAAGCCUGACCAUAUCCAUCUGCUGGAACCGUAACUCCUCCACCCAUUAUAGGGUGGUAUAUCCCCUUAAGUGCAAAUGCAGCACACAGUGAUGCCAUCACUUGUGCCCCAAUAUACACUGCUGUACAUGUUUCCAUGGGAAGUGCUUUAGAGCAGCAAAGGAAAUGGUGACAGACGGAUUGAGAUGGGCGCCUGAGAUGUGGCCAGUCGACAAUAUCACAAUCAUGGCAGCAAGCCCGGUAGAGGUAGCGCAGCCAAGGAGGGUCUCAGAGCCUUGUGUCUUUUGGUUCACAAUAGCUGUGGCUGUCGCAGCAAAGAUGAGUAUUAGUGUGCCUAUGAAUUCAGCCCCCACCUGCACAAGUUUUCAAUCGUUAGUCCAUAGAUGUUACAUGGAGAUAGGAGGAGGAGGAAUGAAGCAAGACACAGGGGGCAAUCUUCCUUCUUCCAUGGCCCAUUCUUCGACACUGAAGCAUUUGCAGCUCUUGAGAAGUGAUUUUCUACCAAUGCUGCUUAAUCCUAAUCUCUCUCCCUUCAACCCUCCAAACAGAGGUCUACCAGGAGUCCCUGGUGUUGCUGGUGUUGAAGGCACUGAUGGAAUCUCCUCAUUAUCCAUUAUCACCCCCAAAAUAGCCAAUCAAGAGCCGAGAUAAGGAGAGAAAAGAAGUUGACUUAGCGAAUGUCAAAAGAAGAAGUUAGUGGUUGGAACUGCUGGAGGUUAAAAAAGAUGGUUUGGUUGGUGGCACUGGAAGUGGAUGGUCAUGGUGGGACAUUCUCAGUAUGUGAAACUUGUAAAGGAGGCAUGAAAGAUUGCGCCCCUGUCAGUCUUAAGGCACUUGCACUCAAUUGCCAUUCAUUCAAUUAUAUGGAGCAAAGAAGUCAUCCAUGUUAGCUUCUCAUUGAGCUUGUCCUUGUGAGUAAUGAAGGUAACCAGCUUUGGCUUUUCAGUGCUAUUUAUCAUAUUCAUUUUCAAUUUAAUUUUUUUGAGGGGAAAAAAAAAACUAACUAGGUGAUUGAAUUUAUCCUAGAACUUGUUUCAUAUUCAAUGCACUUGAAUGUAUAAGGUGGGUCAAACUCAAACUUAAUGGUUGCUUCUUGAAUCAUCUUGUCUCCACUACUUAACCAGUCAACGAUGCCCAUGUCUUCUUUUAGCUAAGAGGUCUUGACCCUUUUUUGGCUAUUUGAAAUUGAUAUAUGUAACGAAUCUCUUUUUCUAGAAUGCAUUAGAUUAUUAAGAGCAAUUAUUUUGUUAUGAAA